Messenger RNA from Rhagoletis zephyria (snowberry fruit fly), 1206 nucleotides. Its product is annotated as phospholipase A1-like. Lineage: Eukaryota; Metazoa; Arthropoda; Insecta; Diptera; Tephritidae. Gene Ontology annotation, molecular function: serine hydrolase activity; lipase activity. The record is from RefSeq and is a predicted model, not a curated record. Gene Ontology annotation, biological process: lipid catabolic process.
UGGCGGUAGUACUUAUGAAAACAUUAUAAAAUGCGCAAACACGAGCUGUAAGAUCAUUGCUUGUUCGGCACUACUUGUAAAAUGAAGGUUUUCCUACUAUUGGCAGUUUUUGUGUUGACAGCUACGGCUGCUCCUGUUGAGGACGACGACGACGGGCGCAUUAACGGUGAAAAUGGUUGGUAUGUACCGCAAAAUGAUGGCUCAUUCGUUUGGAUGACUACAGAGGAGGGUGAAAAUCUCCUUGCUGAACUGGAACAGCAGGAAGACCUAGAAAUCAGCAUCUCUCCCGUCACAUACUAUCUCUACACCGCAAGAAAUCAAUAUAGUGGACAAAAAAUUACAGCUGAUUCCAAAUCCAUUUCGAAUUCCAAUUUCGAUGCCAGUAAUCCCACGCGUUUCAUCAUUCACGGCUGGACUCAAAGCUAUGAAGCGCAAACGAAUAAAAUUAUCCGUGACGCAUGGCUCUCGCGUGGUGAAUACAACAUUAUCAUUGUGGACUGGGGCCGUGCGCGUUCCAUUGAGUAUGCUUCCUCGGUGGUGGCUGUAUCCGGCGUGGGUAAGAAAGUGGCCAGCAUGGUGGAUUAUUUGGUAAACGAGCAUGGCAUGUCUUUGAACGAUACCGAAGUUAUUGGUCACAGUUUGGGCGCCCAAGUUGCCGGUUAUAUAGGCAAGUAUGUCGGCGCCGGUAAGGUACAUGCUAUUACCGGCCUGGACCCUGCUCUGCCACUUUUCAGCUACAAUAAGCCCAACAAACGGCUCAACGAAGAUGAUGCUUACUAUGUGGAAUCUAUUCAAACAAAUGGCGGUAAAUUGGGAUUCCUGAAGCCAAUUGGUAAGGGUGCUUUCUACCCGAAUGGUGGCAAGAAGCAGCCCGGUUGUGGCAUUGAUUUGACAGGCUCGUGCAGUCACGAGCGUUCCUGCAUUUACUAUGCUGAAGCGGUGCAGAAGAAUGAUUUCCCCUCCGUGCGCUGCAGUGACUACGAAGAUGCUGUUGAUAAGAGUUGUGGCACUCAGUACAGUGGUGUGAAAAUGGGUGCUGUCUUCAACUAUGAACUCGUUGCCGGUGACUUUUAUGUGCCAGUGCAUAGCACUGCUCCAUACGGUUAUGGUAGUUAAGUAAAUUAGACUACACUUUUGUUUGUAUAUAUUUACCUUGUAAAUAUUUGUGAAAAAAUAUGUCGAUGAAAUAAAAGUGCGAUAAUUAUU